UUGGAGGCUGCGAGGGGGGGGGGGGGUGGCUGCCCGGAACCCACGAAAGAGGGUCUAUACAUGUCGUUAGGUGUCAUUAUUUUCCAGAGUGUGUAAAUUGGUCAGUGGGAUGGCGUGUAAUGACGAGACGCGGUGACGUGGUGUUUUAUAAGACGGCGCACGGAAGGAAAGUUCGCGAAGUCCCGAGCAGUGACGACGACGACGACAUGCCGGCUCACCUUCUGUUUCCCGUGGCAGUGCUCUCCGCCUUGGUGGUCUGCAGCCCCACCGAGGCGUGGUACAAGCAGGUGGCCGCUCCAAGCUACUACUCGGUGGGCAGAGCAUCCGGCUUGCUGUCCGGAAUCCGCAGGUCACCACACGUCAGAAGAGCCGGCAUGGAGACGCUCGAGCCGCAACCACCGCUUUUCAACCUGGAAACAACGCCCACUUGUUUAAGAGCCAUAACGCCAAACCUGCCGAGUUGUGAACUCUUCCUUGGGGGCAAAACAACGCUGAAGUGCAAAGCAGACAUCUUCCUGUCUCUGGACUUGUCAGACUGUGCAGAGUACUGAGCGGAAGAUGCCGAACAACUGUUUUUGUCUCUCUUUUGUCUUGUAUUUUAUGUCUCUAUUUUGUGCCACAUGUUACUGUUUUUCGUCAAUAAAUCAUAUGGGGAAAUAA
Molecule: messenger RNA, 660 nt
Organism: Nerophis ophidion (straightnose pipefish)
Lineage: Eukaryota; Metazoa; Chordata; Actinopteri; Syngnathiformes; Syngnathidae
Product: neuropeptide B-like
Exons: 2
Coding region: 120-551 (143 amino acids)
Biological process (GO): G protein-coupled receptor signaling pathway; feeding behavior
Molecular function (GO): G protein-coupled receptor binding
Source: RefSeq, a predicted model, not a curated record